Jaminaea rosea is the source of this 798-nucleotide messenger RNA. RefSeq names its product phosphomannomutase. The record is from RefSeq and is a predicted model, not a curated record. The transcript is spliced from 2 exons. Lineage: Eukaryota; Fungi; Basidiomycota; Exobasidiomycetes; Microstromatales. Gene Ontology annotation, molecular function: phosphomannomutase activity. Bases 1 to 798 code for a protein of 265 amino acids. Gene Ontology annotation, biological process: GDP-mannose biosynthetic process; protein N-linked glycosylation; mannose metabolic process. Gene Ontology annotation, cellular component: cytosol.
AUGUCCGCUCCCAUUCCGGCCCCCGUACCUUUGGCUUCGCGCCCGCGCUCAACGACAAUCUGCCUCUUCGACGUCGAUGGCACGCUCACCCCCGCGCGUCAAUCCAUUUCGCCCGCCAUGCUCCAGACGCUCCAGCACCUCCGCACGCAAUGCGCAAUCGGCUUCGUCGGCGGCUCUAACCUCCCAAAGAUCCAGGAACAGCUGCAGCUGCCCGGUGCUGAGCCUUACAAUUGCGUGGACCUCUUCGACUAUGGUUUCGCCGAGAAUGGGCUGACAGCGUACAAGAUGGGCAAAGAGCUGGCGAGCCAGAGCUUCUUGGGUUGGUUGGGUGAGGAGAAGUACCAGAAGCUGGUCAAGUUCUGCUUGAGAUACAUCAGUGGGCUGGAAAUUCCGGUCAUGAGGGGGACGUUCAUCGAGUUCAGAGCAGGCAUGAUCAACGUCUCGCCCAUCGGGAGGAACGCAUCCAUCCAAGAGCGAAUCGAGUUCGAGAAGUACGACCUGCAGCACAACAUCCGCCGCGACUUCAUUGCUGCACUCCAGCGCGAGUUCCCAGACUACGGCCUCACAUACAGCAUCGGCGGGCAGAUCUCAUUCGACGUCUUCCCUGUCGGAUGGGACAAGACGUACGCCCUCAACCACAUCAAGGACGACGGUUUCCAAACGAUUCACUUCUUCGGCGACAAGACGUACAAAGGCGGCAACGACUACGAGAUCUUUGAGGAUCAGAGGACGAAAGGGCAUACGGUGACGAGCCCGGAGGAUACGAUCCAGCAGCUGGGCGAGUUGUUUCAGGCCUAG